CUGCAAAAACAUGACGAAUAAUAUAAAAAAAAAAAUUACUUCAUGACAUUUCAUGACGUUUGUUGGUUUAUUUUAUCUAUAAAUAUAUUUAUAAAAAAAUUUAUCGAAGAAAGGAAUCAUUAAACACAUUUCUAUACUUUGUGUCGUAAAAACUUACGAUAAUCACGUAUAGCUAUAUUAGUAAUUAUAUUAUUGGUUUUUCCAUUUUCAUUUAAAAAAAAAAAAAUGUUCAUCAAAAUUUAUUAAUAAAAGUGAACAAAAAUGCAUCAAGAAAUCAAAUAUAACAUAAUUAUAUAUCAAUUUGAAAAAAUAUUUUUUUAUUGAAUUCAAAGUUAAGAUCAUCGAAAUUCUUUCGACUUUUAUAAUUUAAAAUGCCCGAAACAACGUCUGAAGAAACAACAACGAAUACAACAGAAAAUAAUACCGAAGAUAAUAAUCAAAGAAUAAUUCCAAAUCCAAUAAGAGAUAGUCAAAAUGUAAAUAAUUUAAAUCUUGGAGCAAGAACUAUUGAACGUUCUCGAUUAUUUGUUAAUAAUAUAUCGACGACAAUUGAAGAAAUGCAACCAAUAAUUGGACAAAUUUCUUGGUCAUUUUGGCCAAAUUCACCACGACAAAAUUCUGACGAGAGAACAUUACAAAAUGAAGAAUCACAAAAUGAUAAUUUUAUAAUAAACAUGGAAACAACAUCGGAAUCUGAUGUGAUUUUGAAUCCACCACCAAAUUCACCAACAGAUCACAAUCAUUAUCAUAAUCACAAUCAUAAUAAUUCCAAUUCAAAUGAUAAUUUUCAUCGUGAUAUUCACGAGACUGAUAAUAAUGACGAUAGUCAAAAUAAUAAUAAUAAUAAUAGUGAAACUCAAGACGCUCAUUCAACAUUGAAUCCAGAAGCAAGAAAAAUGCUUAAAAUAUUACGAAAAUACAUUCCAUUAGUUUUAAUUUUACUUGUCAAAGUUCUUAUUGAUUAUAAAUAUAAAAUAAUACAUUUUUUGGUUUUAAUAUUGACAACAAUUCAAGCUGAUUCCGAUUUAAAACGUGAAAUAUCAAAACAACAAAAUCGUAAUUUCAUGUCAUUAUUUGGAAUAUUUCUUUAUAUAAUUGGUUGUAUUAUUUUUUUGAAUUUUUUAUUUGAUCAACCAAUAAUGCCAAAUAUCACAACAUUAACAAGCGCAUGGGAAUUAUUGUGGAUUGUAAUGAUCACUGAUUUUAUGAUGAAAUUAAUAACAAUUUUUUGCAAAGUUAUAUUCACUUGUUUCUCGGCGAAAAUUAUUUCACUUCAAAGUAGAGGUAAAUAUUAUCUGAUGUUGGAAGCGACGUCACAACUAUUUCGAUGUUUCAUUCCAAUUCCAUUUUGGUACAAUUUUUUAUUUGAAGCAUAUGAAGGAAUCGAAAAAUUUUAUAGUUUUAGUCUCAUAACUAUUUAUACGCUCAGCAAAGGUGGCAACAUUAUUUCCCAAUUGAAAUUAUUGAAACACGCUGUGAAUAAAAUGAUGCAACAAGUGAGUGUCGGAUCUUUUGCGACAAAAAAUCAAUUGGACGAAUCGGGGGGAAUUUGCACAAUUUGCCACGAUGAAUAUUCAUCACCAGUGAGACUUCAUUGUAAACAUAUAUUCUGUGAACUUUGUGUGAUAACAUGGUUAGAUCGAGAACGUUCCUGUCCUCUCUGUCGUGCUCCCAUCUCAGAUGAUCCAAUUUAUCGCGAUGGUCACACAUCCUAUUUUAUUCAACUUUUUUAAUCCCCUUCCAUUAUAAAAAAAAAGAAUUCUAAAAUUUGUUUAUCAAACUCUUAUUUUUUCAGUAUUCAAUCAAAAAACAUGUGAUUACAAUUCCCAUUAUUAUUAUUAUUAUUGAUUAUAAUUUUUUAAAAAUCUUUAUAUUAAUCAAACUCAUUGUAAAAUAAUUGUACACAAAACUAGAUUUACUACUAAUGUAAUUUAUGAGAAGUUGUUUUUUUUUUCGAUAAUAAGACUGGACAAUUAUUUAGUGCAAGUUACAAACUAAUUCCAGUUUUUAAAUUUUUAUAUAUUUUUUGUUUUUGUGCUUUAAUUCGAAGAAUUAAAUAUAUAUAUAUAUUUGUAACACUUGAAGAGAGUAAGAGCGUUUGUAUAAAAAAGAAGAAGGGAAAUUAAAAUAAAAAGAAUUACAUAAUUACAUUUGUAUAAACGAUGGAAUUCGUUUAAUCCAAUAUUUGUUAAAUGACUGUGUAUAAUAAAAAAUAACAAAAUUGGAUAUGAAAAAACAAAAAUGAUUCUUACUUUCAUUUCAAUUGUAUGAAGACGGAAAAAAAAAAAAAAUAUUU
This is a messenger RNA of Leptopilina boulardi, 2296 nucleotides long. It is a transcript of the gene Rnft2, whose product is annotated as RING finger and transmembrane domain-containing protein 2. The record is from RefSeq and is a predicted model, not a curated record. The transcript has 5 exons. Bases 372 to 1733 code for a protein of 453 amino acids. Gene Ontology annotation, biological process: positive regulation of ERAD pathway. Lineage: Eukaryota; Metazoa; Arthropoda; Insecta; Hymenoptera; Figitidae. Gene Ontology annotation, molecular function: ubiquitin protein ligase activity.